AUGAAGCGUGCAAAGUUGCGUGGCUCCAAGGAUGAUGGGAAAGGCCAAGAUGAGCCGGCCAUUCUGGAGACAGAGGACUUGGACAGAAGGUUUGGCAGAGGACCAGACCCUGACACCGUCUCACUAGCCUCUGUUACUGCAGUAACAACUAAUGUCUCUAACAAGAGAUCUAAGCCUGACAUCAAGAUUGAACCCAGUGCUGGAAGGCUGAUGGAUUUCCAAGUUAGUGUUACUGUUAUUGAGGCCAGACAGCUAGUAGGAUUGAACAUGGAUCCAGUAGUCUGUGUUGAAAUUGGAGAUGAGAAGAAGUACACCUCAAUGAAGGAGUCAACCAACUGCCCUUACUACAAUGAGUACUUUGUCUUUGAGUUCCACGUUCCUCCUGAUGUCAUGUUUGACAAGGUCCUGAAGGUGUCGGUAAUCCACUCUAAAAAUCUUCUGCGAAGUGGAACAAUGGUCGGGUCCUUCAAGAUGGAUGUGGGAACAGUUUAUUCACAACCUGAUCAUCAGUUCUACCACAAAUGGGCUGCUUUGUGUGAUCCCGAUGACAUCACUGCAGGGCUUAAAGGCUAUGUGAAAUGUGACAUUGCUGUGGUUACAAAGGGUGACAAUAUCAAAACUCCACACAAAGCCAACGAAACUGACGAGGAUGAUAUUGAAGGUAACCUGCUGCUUCCAGAAGGAGUUCCUGCUGAUCGUCAGUGGGCUCGAUUCUAUGUGAAAAUUUAUAGAGCUGAAGGCUUACCCAAGAUGAACACCAGCAUUAUGGCCAAUGUAAAAAAGGCUUUUAUUGGAGAGAAUAAAGAUUUGUUAGAUCCAUACGUUCAGGUGCAAUUUGCAGGUCAAAAGGGCAAAACCAAUGUCCAGAAGAGCUGCUAUGAACCAAUCUGGAAUGAACAGAUCAUUUUCACUGAACAAUUCCCACCAUUGUGCAAGCGCAUGAAGAUCCAAAUACGAGAUGCAGACAAAGUAAAUGAUGUGGCGCUAGGAACACAUUUCAUUGACCUUCGAAAGAUCUCAAAUGAUGGUGAUAAAGGGUUUCUCCCCACACUGGGGCCGGCCUGGGUAAACAUGUAUGGUUCAACACGGAGCUACACCCUAAUGGAUGAGUAUCAGGAUCUGAAUGAGGGAGUGGGAGAGGGGGUUUCAUUUCGUGCCCGUCUUCUGAUCAGCUUGGCCAUGGAGAUAUUGGACACAUCAUCCCCAGAGAUAACAAGCUCUACUGAGGUUCAAGUAGAAGGGGUGCCCAACAUUUCUGAGAAUGCCACUGGAAAAAUUGACGAAUUCUUUCUGUUUGGAGCAUUUCUGGAAGCAACCAUGAUUGACAGAAAGAUUGGCGAUAAGCCCAUUAACUUUGAAGUUACAAUCGGAAAUUAUGGAAGUGAGGUUGAUAUUCCUACCAAACCAAAAACAAAGAAGUCAAAAAAGGGUGAAGGUGAUGAGGAGUCUGAACUAAUCCAAGGUUCCAGUGAUGAAGAAGUGGAGACUGAUGGACAGCUAUCAUCAGUCUCCACCACACCACCAAUGAAACCAGUCAUCACUGACAGGAACUAUUUUCACCUCCCAUAUUUUGAGAGAAAGCCAUGUAUCUAUAUAAAGAGCUGGUGGCAGGACCAACGAAGAAGACAAUACAAUUCCAACAUAAUAGACCACAUUGCAGAUAAAUUGGAAGAGGGGCUCAAUGAUGUUCAGGAGAUCAUUAAAACUGAGAAAGCUUUUCCCGAGCGCAGACUCAGAGGUGUUCUGGAGGAAUUAAGCAAUGGCUGCAGUAAUUUUCUAUCACUGGCAAACAAGGACCAAACCCAGAUAGGGCUAACAAAGCUGGAUCGGGAGAGAGUGAAAUUAUGCAUGUGGGAGCUGGAAAACAUGGGCCAACAAGCAAAAGCAAUGCGAUCUCAGGUGAAAAAGAAAACUGUCAAGGAUAAAGUCAAACUGACACAAAACUUCCUCCAGAAACUGAGAUUCUUGUCUGAUGAGCCUCAACACAGUGUUCCAGAUGUUUACAUUUGGAUGGUAAGCAAUGGCAAGCGCAUUGCCUAUGCUAGAGUACCAUCUAAAGACAUUCUCUUUUCUAACAUCGAGGAGGAAACUGGGAAAGACUGUGCAAAAGUCAAGACCAUUUUUUUCAAGCUCCCAGGUAAAAAGAGCUUUGGGCCAGCAGGCUGGACUGUGCAAGCCAAGACAGAGAUGUACCUCUGGCUAGGCUUAAACAAGCAUCGCAAAGACUUCCUAAAUGGACUACCGAAUGGAUUUGAGGAAAACAAGGCAGUCAAAGGGCCUGGCAUGCACUCAUCGCCACCUAUCAGCCUGAUCUACACAAUGAAGCAGAUCUUCCAGCUGAGGGUACACAUGUACCAGGCAAGAAGCUUGUUUGCAGCAGACAGCACAGGUCUGUCAGACCCAUUUGCCAGAGUUUUCUUCUCUACUCACAGCCAGGUCACUGAGAUUGUCAAUGAGACCCUCUGUCCAACAUGGGAUCAACUUCUAGUAUUUGACAAUGUUGAGCUGUAUGGUGAGGCCGGUGAACUGAGGGAUGAUCCUCCAAUUAUUGUAAUUGAGAUCUAUGAUCAGGACAGUAUGGGCAAAGCUGAUUUCAUGGGAAGAACUUUUGCAAAGCCAACAACAAAGAUGUCAGAUGAGCAUUAUGGGCCACCACGAUUUCCUCCUCAGCUAGAAUAUUAUCAAGUGUACCGUGGAAACUGCACUGCUGGUGAAAUGCUUGCUGCUUUUGAACUGUUGCAGAUUGGACCAGGUGGAAAGGCUGAUCUUCCUCCCAUAGAUGGACCCACAGAUAUGGACCGUGGUCCGAUACUGCCCGUCCCUAUAGGCAUAAGACCGGUUCUGAGCAAAUACCGCAUUGAGGUUUUGUUCUGGGGCCUGAGGGAUCUGAAGAGAGUAAACCUUGCUCAAGUUGACAGACCCCGUGUAGACAUUGAAUGUGCUGGAAAGGGGAUUCAGUCAGCUCUGAUUGCUAAUUACAAUAAAAAUCCCAAUUUUAGCACCCUGGUCAAGUGGUUUGAAGUGGAUCUGCCUGAGAAUGAGCUUCUCCAUCCUCCCCUUAACAUUCGAGUGGUGGACUGCAGAGCUUUUGGACGUUAUACACUAGUUGGCUCUCAUGCUGUUACGUCACUGCGCAAGUUUAUCUACAGACCAACAGACAAGACUGUCAACAACUGGUCUGCUAUGGAGGAAAUUGUGAUACAUACCGAACCGGAGCCUGCUGUAAAGAAGAUGGAGACGAUGGUCAAACUUGACUCAGCAUCUGAUGCAGUUGUUAAGAUUGAUAUGCCUGAUGAUGACAAAGAUAGUAAAGGAAAGAAGAAGAGGAAGAAAGGGGAAGAGGUUGAGGAAGAACAGCUUGAUGAGAGCAUGUUGGACUGGUGGUCCAAAUACUUUGUUUCAAUCGAAACACUGAUGGAGAUAAUAAAAGCACAAGAGGCUGAAAAAGUUGAUACAGAGGAAAAAGAAGACCUGGAUGCAGAUGGAGAUAUCAAGCCGGAUGCAAAAGGAAACAAAAAGAAAAAGGGAAAAGCCAAGGAUAAGAACAAAGCAAUGCCAGGGGAGGGAUUACCUGAAAAGAAAAAGCCCAAAAUUGAGGAGCUGAAGGUGUACAACAGAGAGCUAGAGAAUGAAUUUAAUUACUUUGAAGACUGGCUCCACACGUUCAACCUUUAUAGAGGAAAGAGUGGGGAUGAUGAUGAACAAAAUACAGAUGAGGACAGACUCAUUGGCAAAUUCAAAGGCUCUUUGUGUAUGUACAAAGUGUCAGAUGAUAUGAGUAGAGAAAUGGGAAUCGAUUCCAACAUGGGCAUGUUUCAAAACAUUCCACACAACGACCCAAUCAGCGUUUUAGUUCGAGUUUAUGUCAUACGGGCAACAGACCUGCACCCUGCAGAUAUAAAUGGAAAAGCAGAUCCAUAUAUCGCCAUUAAGCUAGGAAAGUCAGAGAUCAAAGACAAAGAAAACUACAUCUCUAAACAACUAAAUCCUUUGUUUGGCAAAUCAUUUGACAUCGAGGCAACAUUUCCGAUGGACUCCACCCUCACUGUUUCCAUCUAUGACUGGGAUUUGGUUGGCACUGAUGACCUAAUUGGGGAGACAAAACUUGACCUUGAGAACCGUUACUACAGCAAGCACAGGGCUACAUGCAGUAUCACAUCAAGCUAUGCAGUUUAUGGCUACAAUGUAUGGAGAGAUCCGAUGAAGCCAACUCACAUUCUAUCAAAACUCUGUAAGGAUGGUAAAUUAGAUACACCCCAAUAUGGUCCUGGAGGAAGAGUGAAGGUGGCAAACCGAGUUUAUACAGGACCAACUGAAAUUGAGGAUGAAAAUGGUCUCAAAAAACAGACAGAUGAGCACCUUGCUCUAGCGGUUCUUAAUCACUGGGAGGACAUUCCACGAGUGGGCUGCAAACUUGUUCCUGAACAUGUAGAAACAAGACCUCUACUGAACCCUGAUAAACCCGGCAUUGAGCAGGGGAGAAUUGAGAUGUGGGUGGACAUGUUUCCAAAAGAUAUGCCAGCACCAGGACCCGCCCUUGAUAUUUCACCACGGAAACCAAAGAAAUUUGAACUCAGGGUAAUAGUCUGGAAUACGGAUGAAGUUGUUCUGGAGGACGAUGAUAUAUUCACAGGAGAAAAGUCCAGUGAUAUUUUUGUUAGAGGAUGGCUUAAAGGACAACAAGAAGACAAGCAGGACACAGAUGUCCACUAUCACUCACUAACAGGAGAGGGUAACUUCAACUGGCGAUUUAUUUACCCCUUCGAUUACCUAAUGGCUGAAGAGAAAAUUGUCAUCUCAAAGAAAGAGUCUAUGUUUUCAUGGGAUGAGACAGAGUACAAGAUCCCGGCUCGUCUUAAUAUUCAAGUCUGGGAUGCAGAUCAUUUCUCUGCGGAUGAUUUCCUGGGUGCGAUUGAACUAGACCUGAACAGAUUUCCUCGUGGUGCAAAAACAGCGAAACAGUGCACACUCGACAUGGUUCUCAAUGAACAAGACAUGCCAAUGGUCAACAUCUUCAAGCAGAAAAGAAUUAAGGGCUGGUGGCCUUUUAUAGCCAGGGAUGAAAAUGAUGAGAUGGAAAUCACGGGGAAGGUAGAGGCAGAACUCCACCUCCUGACAGGUGAGGAAGCUGAAAAAAGUCCUGUUGGUGAAGGACGCAAUGAGCCAGAGCCUCUGGAGAAACCCAACCGUCCUGAUACAACAUUCUUGUGGUUCAUCAGUCCAUUAAAAGCAAUUCGAUAUCUCAUCUGCAACAACUACAAGUGGCUGAUCAUCAAAAUAGUGGUGGCUCUGCUGAUUCUAGCAAUGCUAGGCCUAUUUAUUUACAGCAUGCCGGGGUACAUGGUGAAAAAGCUACUCGGAGCUUAA
Messenger RNA from Trichomycterus rosablanca, 5367 nucleotides. Its product is annotated as otoferlin. Gene Ontology annotation, molecular function: calcium ion binding; AP-2 adaptor complex binding. The transcript is spliced from 41 exons. Gene Ontology annotation, biological process: plasma membrane organization; synaptic vesicle priming. The coding region runs from base 1 to 5367 and encodes 1788 amino acids. The record is from RefSeq and is a predicted model, not a curated record. Gene Ontology annotation, cellular component: presynaptic active zone membrane; synaptic vesicle membrane. Lineage: Eukaryota; Metazoa; Chordata; Actinopteri; Siluriformes; Trichomycteridae.